AUGCUUUGCCCAGGGAAGCCGGGAGAACGAUGGGCGCGAGCUUUGGGGACGCGAGGGAGGGAGCGAGCGAGCCUGCCGGCUAGGCGACCAGUCCGGGCUCGGCCGGCCGGCUCAGUCAGUCUGCGCGGCGGCGGGGGCAAGGCCGGGUCCGGCUCGGACCAUUUUAACUGCGGAUCCGCCAGCGGCGCGCGCGCCCGCGACACGGCUCGAAGCCGCAGGAGCGCGCGGCCCGUUCCGGGAGGGGGCGGAGCCGGCGGCGGCGGCGCGCUCGGGGCGGAGACGCCGGCGCCCGCUGCUCACCCGGACGGCUGCCAGAGUGGGGCUGUGAGAGGAAGCCGGCCGGCGAGUGCGCGGGGCUCGCGGGGUGCGGCGCUCGCCCCUCCCUGCUGUCGCCUGAGGUUUCUCAGAGGCGGCUGGGCGCACGCCCCUUUCCUGAGGCGGGAGGAGACACUUCCGAGCCAGCUGUGUGACAUCCGUUUACACAGCCGCGCUGACGUCUCGAGGUGUAAGUUCAAGAGCUGCCAUUGGCCGGGAGCCACUCGGCUGUUCCCUCACCUUCCACCCACAUCCCCACACCAGGCGCGGAAACCGAUGCCACUUCGGGGCUGCAAAGCAGGUUCUUUCCGAAGCGCGGAAUUGGGUCCCGACUCCUCGGGUGAAGUGACAGGUCAUGCAAAUUCAGGAGAAGGGGAUUAUACAGAGCAUGCCUAUCAGAGGACCACCUUGAAUGCUAUCUUAGAAUUCUGCCCACCAUAA
Molecule: messenger RNA, 756 nt
Organism: Nycticebus coucang (slow loris)
Lineage: Eukaryota; Metazoa; Chordata; Mammalia; Primates; Lorisidae
Exons: 2
Coding region: 1-756 (251 amino acids)
Source: RefSeq, a predicted model, not a curated record